Messenger RNA from Helicoverpa zea (corn earworm), 2931 nucleotides. RefSeq names its product C3 and PZP-like alpha-2-macroglobulin domain-containing protein 8. Gene Ontology annotation, molecular function: endopeptidase inhibitor activity. NCBI's taxonomy places the organism in Eukaryota, Metazoa, Arthropoda, Insecta, Lepidoptera, Noctuidae. Bases 1 to 2931 code for a protein of 976 amino acids. The transcript has 16 exons. The record is from RefSeq and is a predicted model, not a curated record.
AUGACUGUGUACACAGCAAUACAGCUUUUACUAAGAUCACUGAAGUCUUUGAGUGCUCUUGUCCAAGAGUUAUAUGAUAGUGCUCUUAUCCAAGAGGCGGAGUUAGUAGCGGUCGAAGGCAAAGAGAUAGAGACCCACUACGUGUUAGCACGGGAGAGAAUACGCCGAUGGAACUCCACUUCCAAGUGCUAUCUGCUCGUGGAAAACUUGCCAACACCUCUGCAGGCUGGCGGCAUAGCAAGUGCAAGCGUGUGGUCUUCCUGCGGCUGCCGACAGCGACUCCUCGCUGCGGUCACCAGUGGCGGGCGAGCGGUCCACUGGGCAGCCGUGCCCGCCCCGCCGGCGAAUGAUUCCGAUCUCUGCCGGUUUAAUUAUACGUUCCCAGUAACAGCAGACAUGGCGCCAAUCAGCUCACUCCUCGUCUACUAUGUGACAGAGAACGGUGAGCCAGUCAGUGACGUGGCUAGCUUCCACGUGCGACUGCUGCAUAAAGAGGUGGCUGUAGCAAUAGAAGAACGUCGUUGGUGGUACCCCAGAGCGGCGCUGCAGCUUCGAGUCCUCGCUCCACCUGACUCGACCAUGUGUUUGAUUGGGGCACGAGCUCCUCCCGAUGCCAGAUUUGACCCUCAUCAGACGACACCAGAACACGAAGAAGCUCCCGGUCCCGAGUUCGUAUCAGCUGGCGUGUCUCUCUUCGUCGGCGGCGGCGCGUGCGGCGGCGGCGUGAUGUACCGACAACGUACCGCGCCAACUCCUCACGCUCCUGCGCACCUGGUACCUCCGGCGACGCAUGACCGACUGUGGAUGUGGAAGUGCUUUAAUUAUACAAACCAGCUGUCAACUGACGGAGUGACCAUAUCAGCGCCCUCCGAAGCCGGUCGCUGGUCACUCUGGGCGCUGUCUCUCUCCAACCACGGUCUUCGCUUCUCAGCACCACGUACCAUCAAUGUGUUCCGACCGAUACAACUGGACUUCUCACUGCCACCGGCCUUGAAAGUGGGGGAAACAGUCGAAGUAGAUGUCAAGAUUACGAAUAAUAUCAAUAAUUGUAUGGAUGUAACAGCACUCCUAGCUCUAAGCGCGGGCGCAGCAUUCGCAAGCACAGGAGCUCUAUACGUCACAGAGAGAUUGCGACUUGGACCUCGUGGUGGUACACAGCUGGUAGUCCGAGUAGCGGUCAAUACGCCGGGCAGGAAGAAUAUUACUGUGGAAGUAACAGGCUACAGCGCCGACAACUGCUCAGUAUCCUAUACGUCGUUCAACAACGAGACAUUAGUUGGGUCUGUGAUCAGAUCAGCAAGCGUGCUGGUUCUGCCCGAAGGUCUGCAUAGGACUGAUACGCAGAGCGCUUACUUCUGUGCUAAUGAACACCUAGCAGUAUCAUCCCGAGGCUCUUGGGAAUGGCAAUGGGUAGCAGCUCCAAGGAACCGAGCAGGCUUGGUGCUGGAACUGAGAGCUCAGGGGGCUGCUCAUGUAGCACUGUCGGCUAUUCGAGAACCUUCUGAUGAUAUGUAUCGUGUUGUGUUUGAGAGGACUAGAGUUUGGAUUGCUAAGGGAAAACAUGGCUACGAUGUCCACCUAGCAAGUGCAGAACAAACAGAAAGCGAUGAAGACUGUUCGGGCGCCGACUCUUGGUGUGCCUGGUGGGUGUGGUGGGUGGGGGGGCGCCUGUCCGUCGGCAGGGGCGCCGCGCCUUCCGAGAGACGACUCCUAGUGUGGCCACUCGCUCCUGAUAUGAGGAUCAAGUUUGUUGGCUUCAGCGCUCUGUGGGGUGAUAAGGCUGAUUUUAGAAUCUGGAACUUCAACGAAGAAGCAGGCUUCUCUCAAGUCUUGGAACUCGGUCUACCUCACGGCGUGGUCCCAGGAUCUGCAAGCGGUACCCUUCUUGUAUCUGGAGGCCUACAUCUUCCUCUCUACAGUCUUCAAACAGACUCUACUGACCAAUGGGCAGAAGUAUGGAGGGAUUCCCAACUGUCUGCAGCAUCAGCUAGUUUGGCACCGCUGUUGGCGUUAGAACAUAUCCCUCAUUUAGUUGAUGAUGCAGAGAGGGAAAGGAUUUUGAGGAAACUGCCUGAACAAGUUCAAGUAUUAUUGUCCUUCCGCAAGAGCGACAAUUCCUUCAGCGACCAUCCAGGAAUGAGCAGCCACUUAUCAACCAUCAAGAUACUAGAAAUUUUAACGAAAAUCCAGUCUUACUACCCCGUAGACCCUGAACUACUUCAGAACAUCAAAAAAUGGAUACAGAAGCGACAGAAUUCUGAUGGUUCUUUCACUCCUUUAGCUGCAGAUAAAGAAGUAGAUUAUUACCCAGUUGAUUUAACUAAAACUAAUGGUACGGCUAAGGAGGUUGAUGUCAAUGAGUAUUACUAUUAUGAUAAAGAUGGCAAUAUGACACAAGAAGAAAUAGAUUGGGAGAGGAGAGUUGAAGUGACUGCUGAGACUCUGGUUGCUUUGCUUGAAGUUGGUGUGGAGAACCAGCUCGAUGCAGAUGUAGCGAAGAAAUCUCAAAAUUAUUUGGAGCAUAAUCUACAUAAUUUAACUUCACCUGCUGCUUUAGCUGCAACUGUUUUGGCAUUGGUCCUUGCAAGGAGUCCAAUAGUACCUGAAGCACUGGUUAUUCUAAGAAAUGCGUCAACAACGGAAGAAGGUGAAUUCGGAUGGCCAGCACCAAGGAAGGAUGCUGCUGAUUGGCUUCUAGAAGAAACGUCCAGGAAUAUAAAGACGACAUCUUACGAAGCAGUAACAAUGGAACAAUACGUGGCCGGAGUACGAGUUCUCCUCGCAGCGUGCGCACGCGGCGCAUUAGCUGAAGGUGAAGCGGCGGCGCGGUUCCUGUACUACCGGGCUUCGACGCUGCAGCGACAUCCCAGUCUAGCUUACCAGGCUACUAAGGCUGCUGCUCAGUAUGCUGCGUUGGCUCAUGAUAGGUGA